AUGAUUAUUACACAAUCACUCGGAGAAGAUAUGGGAUCAGUUUUAAUGUCUUUAAUGACUGGUUGGAAAUUUGGAUGUGCGAAUACAACUUGUUUACCAUUCAUUAAGGUUAUUACACCAAAUAUUAUCAGGUGUCAAAUGGCUUGUUUAACUCAAACUCCAUGUCAAUCAGCCACUUUUCAUCGAUCAACGUCUAACUGUGAAUUGUUUGUUGAUAUGUUGAACGAAAACGGCAAUAUGUUGGCUGAUAUGGAUACUAUUAGUAUGAACGUUAUUACUAGAACACGAUCUCUACCAGAACCAACCACGACAUCGACGCCAAUACCACCAUCAUCGUCGACAACAUCAGCAUCAUCAACACCAUCGACAUCAUCAGCAUCAUUAUCGUCAACACUACCAAUAGCAUCAUCAGCGACAACAUCGUCAUCGGCAUCAUCGUCGAUACCACCAACAUCAUCGUCAACAUCAGCAAUAACAUCAUCAGCAUCGGAAUCAUCGUCGGUACCACCAACAACAUCGUCAUCAGCAUCCUCAUCAAUAGCACUAACAUCCUCGUCAUCAUCAGCAAUAACAUCAUCAGCGACAACAUUGUCAUCGGCAUCAUCAAUAUCGGAAUCAACAACAACAACAUCGUCAUCGUCAUCAACAACAUCGUCAUCGUCAUCAACAACAUCGUCAUCAACAUCAACAAUAUCGUCAUCAACAACAACAUCAACAACAUCGUCAUCAACAACAACAUCAACAACAACAACAUCGUCAUCAACAUUGUCAUCGUCAUCAACAACAACAUCAACAACAUCGUCGUCAACAACAACAUCAACAACAUCGUCAUCAACAACAACGGCAUCAAGUCAGUAA
Molecule: messenger RNA, 858 nt
Organism: Adineta steineri
Lineage: Eukaryota; Metazoa; Rotifera; Eurotatoria; Adinetida; Adinetidae
Source: the annotation of a GenBank genome assembly